Molecule: messenger RNA, 1578 nt
Organism: Didymodactylos carnosus
Lineage: Eukaryota; Metazoa; Rotifera; Eurotatoria; Philodinida; Philodinidae
Source: the annotation of a GenBank genome assembly
AUGGCGUCGUCGUUGUCGUCGACUACCUUUGAAACAUUGCCCGAUGAAAUUUUAAUGAUAAUUUUGCGAUAUUCUGGCAAUGUUUAUACUAUAUUUCGAACAUUUUCUGGUUUGAAUCAACGCCUGAACAAUAUUCUUGUAGAUCGACAUUUGCAUCUAUUCACAGAUUUCUUAUACAUGAAUAUCGGCGAUACAAGUGUGGACGAAUAUUACAAUUCUGUCGUGUUCCACGAUGUAUCUCAACAGUUAUCAUCUCUUAAAACAACAAAAAAUGAUCAACAACUUCGUCAAUGUCUUCAAUCAUUAGUGACAUUUCAUGUUAAACAAAUGUUCAAUCGAUCAAAAGAUCAACUUCAAUCAAAUAUAGAACAAUUUCAAUCUAUUCGUAAACAUCUCAGUGAUACUGAGAUCGAUGAUCUUGACAAAAAAUUAGAAAAAACUUUCAUGGGUUUAAACGAAUAUUUUCAACUCAGCAAGAACAUCAAACGAAUUGAAUUUCUUGUUCUUGUCAAAGGUGCUCGCCUUAAGUGUGAUGACAGCGAUCAAGUGGAAUUUAAUUUUGCCAAAGCAGUACAUCGAUUAUUACUUGCGAACAUUAACUCUACUCAAUCUGUCACUCAUCGAUUUUCUAAUUCUCUCGUUCGAAUGUUUAAAAUCCUCUUAAUUUCAAAUCCGGAUCUUCUAAAGAAUCGAGAAUACAAUGGAUAUGGCGCUGCUACUCUAGACUAUUUAUUAUUCUAUGCAAUCUAUCAUUUACAAUACAUUUAUGCUCAGAGUUCACAUGCUCGUAUCAAUAUUCAAUGCUAUCAAGCAGUGGUCAAUUUCCUUCUCUUUGUUAUACAAUGUCUGAAACAUAUAUCCAUCGAAAAUUUUCGGAUAAUAAAUAGUUUUUCGAAAAUAUUAAAAAUGCUCAUGCCGGCUCAACUAAAUCCCGAUCAAGAAAUAUUUAUUCACACGAGCCAACUUGAAAUAUUAAAAAUUAUGAUGAAUGAAAAUAUUCUAACCGAAACAGAGGAAUGGGACGAUGAUGAUAGUCUUCUACUUCAACAAGUUCUAAUUCAUUUAAUCAAGAUCGAGCGACUCGAAAUGAUCUUAUUCAUCUAUCAUCACAGUCAACAUUUAUUUCAAAAUUCAUGGGAUAAUCGAAGAUUGGUCAGUGAUAUGACUGGAAAUCUCAAAAGACGACAAUUAUUCCAUAGACUUCUGGAUGACAAAUCAUUCGGAAUGUGGUUGGCAAGUACAGAUCUAUUGUUUGUUCUAUUGCAAAAGAAAGAAUGCAAAUUUGUGAAAAAAAUAAUUAAAUUAGCACCACUACUUGUUCAUCAAUUCGAUAAAGAUGAUAAUGAUCCGUUACUUUAUGUCUGUCUCAAGGUACGUGGUUGUCGACAUCGUCUGGUUGAAUUUUUAAUCAAAAUGGGAUGUAAUUUACAAAUAAGAAAUUCAAAUAACCAAAAUUUUAUCGAUGCACUUCAAUUGAAAAGAAAUAAAAAAUUGUUAGAAAAUUUAAUCCAACGAGAAACUAUUCAAAUUGAUCAUGUUUCUGGAGAGAUGGCCGUCGCGUUGGCUAAUCGAUCGUAA